Fukomys damarensis (Damara mole-rat) is the source of this 7082-nucleotide messenger RNA. It is a transcript of the gene Sfmbt2, whose product is annotated as Scm like with four mbt domains 2. NCBI's taxonomy places the organism in Eukaryota, Metazoa, Chordata, Mammalia, Rodentia, Bathyergidae. Gene Ontology annotation, cellular component: nucleus. The coding region runs from base 339 to 3023 and encodes 894 amino acids. Gene Ontology annotation, molecular function: transcription corepressor activity; histone binding. Gene Ontology annotation, biological process: regulation of DNA-templated transcription. The transcript is spliced from 21 exons. The record is from RefSeq and is a predicted model, not a curated record.
UUUGCUUCACAAAAAUAUGGCAAGCCUAUGCUCAGUGUCGAGUGAAUGAAAGAUCAUCUGAUUGUGUACGUGGGUCUAAUAUGUGGCAUUGACUGUCAUUCCAUUUACUUACUCUUGAACUUAACCUUUGUGGAAGCAAGAUGCCCAGAUUGCUGUUUAUGAACCAGCUCAAGGUAUUUUUAUAAUUCCUUCCCUAAAAUAGGUGUUUUAUUUCUUUGCACUUUGAUUGAGAAGGCGCGUUGUAUCCUCCCCACAGUGUCUGAUGCACUUCAUUUGCAACAGAUAAUUCUUCCUGUAAGAUGAAUUAAGGGACGGACGGGGACACUUCGUCUUCAGGCAUGGAGAACAGUCUGUCAGUUUCCAAUAUGCAAGACCCUUCCUCUUCUCCCUCGGAAAAGCAACUCGACUCAGCCAAUGGAAAUGGUGACCUUGAUUCAGAAGACGGCUCCAGCUUGGAGGAAAUUGGUUUUAACUGGGGAGACUAUUUGGAAGAGACAGGCAUGAGGGCUGCCCCCCAUACAUCCUUCAAACAUGUUGAAAUCAGCAUUCAGAGCAACUUCCAGCCAGGAAUGAAGUUGGAGGUGGCCAACAAGAACAACCCGGACACGUACUGGGUGGCCACGAUCAUCACCACCUGCGGACAGCUGCUGCUGCUGCGUUACUGUGGUUACGGGGAGGACCGCAGGGCUGACUUCUGGUGUGACGUGGUCAUAGCCGACCUGCACCCCGUGGGGUGGUGCACCCAGAACAACAAGGUGUUGAUGCCCCCGGACGCAAUCAAAGAGAAGUACACAGACUGGACAGAAUUCCUCAUACGCGAUUUGACUGGCUCUCGGACAGCACCUGCCAACCUCCUGGAAGGUCCUCUGCGAGGGAAAGGCCCUAUAGACCUCAUUACAGUUGAUUCCUUAAUAGAACUUCAGGAUUCUCAGAACCCUUUUCAGUACUGGAUAGUUAGUGUGAUUGAAAAUGUUGGAGGAAGAUUACGCCUUCGCUAUGUGGGAUUGGAGGACACUGAAUCCUAUGACCAGUGGUUGUUUUACUUGGAUUACAGACUUCGACCAGUUGGUUGGUGUCAAGAGAAUAAAUACAGAAUGGACCCUCCUUCAGAGAUCUAUCCUUUGAAGAUGACCUCUGAGUGGAAAUUUGCUCUGGAAAAAUCCCUUAUUGCUGCCGCAGAGUCUCCUCUUCCAAUGGAAGUGUUUAAGGAUCAUGCAGAUUUGCAAAGCCAUUUCUUCACAGUCGGGAUGAAGCUAGAGACAGUGAAUAUGGCUGAGCCCUUUCAUAUCUGUCCUGCGUCAGUGACCAAGGUUUUCAACAAUCAUUUUUUUCAAGUCACUAUUGAUGACCUAAGGCCAGAACCUAGUAAGCUCUCGAUGCUGUGCCAUGCAGAUUCUUUGGGAAUUUUGCCAGCUCAAUGGUGCCUUAAAAAUGGAGUCCGUCUCACUCCUCCGAAAGGAUACUCUGGCCAGGACUUCGACUGGGCAGAUUAUUACAAGCAGCACGGGGCGGAAGAAGCACCUCCCUUCUGCUUCCGAAAUACGUCAUUCAGUCGGGGCUUCACUAAGAACAUGAAACUGGAGGCUGUGAACCCUAGAAACCCGGGCGAGCUUUGUGUGGCCUCCGUGGUCAGCGUGAAGGGGCGUCUGAUGUGGCUGCACUUGGAAGGUCUGCAGACUCCUGUUCCAGAGGUCAUUGUUGAUGUGGAAUCCAUGGACGUCUUCCCAGUGGGCUGGUGUGAAGCAAAUGCUUACCCCUUGACUACACCGCACAAAACAGUCUCACAAAAGAAGAAAAAGAUUGCAGUUGUACAGCCAGAAAAACAAUCGCCGUCCACAGUGCCUGUUGAGAAAAUACCUCAUGACCUUUGCUUAUUCCCCCACUUGGACAUGACAGGAACUGGCAAUGGGAAAUACUGUUGUCCGCAGCUGUUCAUCAACCACCGGUGUUUCUCGGGCCCAUACCUGAACAAGGGCCGGAUCGCAGAGCUGCCUCAGUCGGUGGGGCCCGGCAAGUGUGUGCUGGUUCUCAAAGAGGUUCUUAGCAUGAUCAUCAAUGCAGCCUACAAGCCCGGUAGGGUAUUGAGAGAGCUGCAACUGGUGGAAGAUCCAUACUGGAAUUUCCAGGAAGAGACACUGAAGGCAAAGUACAGAGGCAAAACGUACAGAGCUGUGGUCAAGAUCGUGCGAACCUCUGACCAGGUCGCCAACUUCUGCCAGCGUGUGUGUGCCAAGCUAGAAUGCUGUCCAAACUUGUUUAGUCCUGUGCUGAUUUCUGAAAACUGCCCGGAGAACUGCUCCAUCCACACCAAAACCAAAUACACUUAUUAUUAUGGAAAGAGAAAGAAGAUCAUUAAGCCUCCAAUCGGGGAAAGCAACAUUGAAAGUGGACAUCCUAAACCAUCAAGAAGAAGAAAGCGACGAAAAUCCAUCUUUGUGCAGAAGAAACGGAGGUCUUCAACCAUGGACUUUGCAGCAGGCUCUGGGGAGGAAAGUGAGGAGGAGGAUGCAGACGCCCUGGAUGAUGACACCGCCAGCGAGGAGACCGGCUCUGAGCUCCGAGAUGACCAGACAGACACCUCCUCAGCAGAGGUGCCCUCGGCACGGCCCCGGAGGGCUGCUACCCUGCGGAGCAGCUCAGAGCCCGCCCGCCGGCCGGCCGCGGAGAGGACACGAAGGGGCCGCCUGGUGCCCACUACUCCCUCUGCCGAGGAGGGGGACAAGGGCCCACCUGCCAAGCCUGAGGGCUCAGAGGACACGAAACAGGAGGACGAGGAAAGGCUGGUCCUGGAGAGCAACCCCCUGGAGUGGACAGUCACCGACGUGGUGCAGUUCAUUAAGUUGACAGACUGUGCCCCCUUGGCUAAGAUCUUCCAGGAGCAGGACAUCGAUGGCCAGGCCCUCCUACUGCUGACUCUUCCAACCGUGCAGGAGUGCAUGGAGUUGAAGCUGGGACCCGCCAUCAAGUUAUGCCAUCAGAUUGAGAGAGUUAAAGUGGCUUUCUACGCUCAGUACGCCAACUGACCCUCUCCAGAGGUGGCCCAUUACCUUUGCAAUGUGUUGUUUGUGAAGGUCUUCAGGACUGGUACUUUGAUUUUUCUGGGGUAUGUGAAAUGGUGCAUUCACUUUGUAUCAGCCAGAGCCCAAGGCCUCCUUCCUCCACCAGCCUGUUUGAUAUUUCCAUCUUUGUAAGGCUCACAGAAGUACCACAGCCGUGACUUCUGAGGAGUAUAGUUACAGUCCUGCAUCAGACUCUGCAGGGGACACGGAACAGCUUCUUUGUGUGUCCCUGUUUUGCCUUUCUCCUACCCCAAACAAGGCAGCUUCCUUUGAGCAAGUUUUCCUAAACUGAGGCCCACAUUCUUUUAGAACUAAGUUGGGCACAGUUGCCAUCUCCUGAAAUAAGACCGAGAAACAUAUGUAAUCCUUUGCUGGUAGUUUUUGUUACGAUCCUGCUCAGGCUUCUUUAUAGAUGCAUCUGUCGCAUCAGUACAUGUGUGUCUGUGGUUUACUGGGCCAUGCUAUCCCCGCGACUUGAUCUUGGUGGCAACUUCCUUCUCUAAUGCAGUUGUGUAUGAGCUUUGAGGACGCCAUUAUAAAACACUGUGCUGGACCUCUAUCCUCAGAGGUGCCUUUCAGGAAGUAUGGGGACCGUGGGGAAGCCGGCGUCGGGAAGUAAUGAGACAACUUUUCCUGAGUGACCUAACCUGCAAUAUCUAUGGAGAUUAUUCUAUCCACAGCCUGCUAAAGAACCAUAAUAUUCUAAUUUAAUUGUAACCAGAUCAAGGGGUGACUACUACACGGAGGAAAUGUUUAUUUGGAAGAAGCAGUUCAUGAACUAGUGACACCCCUUAGAAGGGUCACUGCAGCAUGGCUGCAGACGAGUCCCUCUGCACACCCUUUCUGCCCACUUCUGCCGUGCCUCAACGCUUGUACAGCAGACAUGCAGAGGUGGUUACCCUGCCGCACUCGCAGAGUGAGUCCUGGCACUGCCAGCAGCUGGUUCCCAUCCCGGCUUGCUAAUGACCAACUGUGGGAUCUUGGGCAACUUCCCAUUACUCUACCCCCAAGUCCCCUUCGGAGGAUGGGCAUGGACUCUUAGGAGUUUAGGGGCAAGCAUCUUCCUCCUCACUCCUACUGGAAGGAAAGUUUGGGUUGACCAAAAGGAGUAAAGAAAGAAAAAAGAAGUAUCCAACGUCAGUCUGCCACUCCUGCAGCUCAAGCUAGCUUUGAGGUUGCUUAUGAAAUUGCUUGGGCUGGGAAUUUAGCUCAGUGGUGCCAUUGCGUGGCACCUUGCAAGCUUAAGGUCCUGAAUUAGAUUCCUGGUUCCAAAAAAAAAAUUCCUUGGGAAGUUGUGUUGAAUUAGCUAAGAUACUUGCAGACAAAUCUGUGGUCCUAAGAAGUGCUUGGCCUUUUAUAUCCAUCUGUGUGUUUUGUGAGGAGCUCAGGCUGCUCUUGCAAACCCGGAAGGACUGCUCUGCUCCGAUGUGGUUACCUCAAUGCUUUUCAAAAGGACACGGAGAAACCAAACUUUAUGUUUUUCAGAAGUGGGCACUCACAGUUGCUUUACGCCUUCUGACUUUGUUGUUGUUGUUCUUUGUUUUGUUGGUUUUGUUUUGUUUUUACCAGAAUUAUGUUGAUCUUCAUCUGUGAUUGGAGUCCCUCAAUCUUGCCAGUAAGGCAGUAUGGUGGGUUUCUUGAGUGUUGCCCUGUAUUAUUCAUGCCAGUGUUGACAUUCUGUAACAGCUGCAGGUGAACAUGAAAAACAGAUAUUUUUGUGCUUGAGGCUUUGUAGUCUUUCCUGCAGCUGAUUUCUACAGUCCAGCUUUUAAUGCCUGGAGAAUGAAUCUGUCUGGACGCCACUGAUGGGAGGCUUUUGUCCUGCAUGAUGUUGCCGGGAUAGAAAUGUCCUGGAGAUUCGUGGUUGGCUUGCAGUUGCAUAACUCUCUUCCAACCUAAAGUGUGACCUCUCCUCGCUUCCUCUAGCCACAUGCUUUUGGCCUUAAAAGCUCAGUACCGUGGAAUUAAACUGUCCAGCACUGGAAAGGGUAUCUAUUUCAAGAUCUGUGACAUUUUGCCUGUGCUGACUCCUUUAUGAUCCGUCACUGUGGCCUUUUCAAUCAGAGCUAUUUCUGUUGUGUUGGAAGUGGAGAUGAGGACACAUGUCAGUUAUAGCAUAAUAUCGUACUUUAAAGAAUACUGCACCUCUCUGCCCUUUCCCGUAAUGGCAGGAGGAGGAGAUGCGGCAUCAGAAGUAGAGACUUCUCAGUCUGUGCAGAGAGCUGGAGCAUCAUGCUUCAGGAAGCCCAGGCAGGAUAUACCAGCACUGCUGGGAGAAGCUUUGUGCCUCCCAUGAAGCCAGAUAUCCAGCAUUCUCCUGGACCUUUAGCCUUGCAGUUUAACUUCAGUUGCUUUCUGCACAGUGUUGGCCGCUUGGUGGACUUGAGCUUUAUGUGCGUGUGACAAGGAGGAAAUGGCUGUACCCAGAGCAGAAGAGUGCCCAGCUCUGGGCCAUCACCUUGGAUGUUGUCUCUGUGCUGUCUCCCCAGCGCUCCAGGAAAGCCAAGGAGCUUUGCAGAAACGCGGAACGUGGUCAGUGUCUCCCUGAACUUGGAUUAUUUGGGCAUUGCACCAUAGUGGAUACGCUCCUUCACAUCAGCAGCAAUUCCGACAGAAUUGUAAAGUAGUUUUCACUUUUCUCUGGACUCACCUCUCACCAGCUUCUGUCUUAAAGAUAGAGGCAAUGUCCAAGGAGGACUGUGCUGUGUUGUGUCCCUGUUGCAGAAAAAAUGGAUUUUACACAUAAUACCCAAUAUUGCCACAACCCAUGAGCCAAAUAUUUCUUGGUCUGAACCCCAACAGAUGAUGCCUCAUGCCCAGGAGUACCAUUUCUUUACAUGUCUUUGAUCUUCCUUUGAGUCCAAAGACCUCUCACUGUACACUGUGCAGUGUACAUCAGACACUCAAUACCUCCUGGACCUGGCCAAGCAGGCUCCUUGCAGUCUGCUCUGUGUGUACAACCCAAGAAACAGAAAUACCAUUUCAGCAUUGUAACGAGAGUCUGCCGCCCGGUCCUGCCCCAAAAUUAAUGGCUGAUUUCAGUCCCUAACUUCUGACAGCAUCUGUACUGUGUUGGAAGAAUAUCCUGUCCACACACACGUGCACACACACAACAACUCGAAAAGAACAGGGUACUACAGGCAUUACAGAACUUCUUUGCUUUCCUACAGGAGUUCCAUGCAGAGCACAUUUGUCAGUUUCCAAAUUAAAUUCCUUUGAUCAGAGUUUGAGUCACACACAGUAUUUGAUCUGUACGGCUCCCCCAAUUCCUCCGUCUUAUUUGAUCAGAUUUAAAAGAUCGUUUCCUGUGUGUUCACUUUGAUUUGUUCCUCAAUAAAUUUAAAUGAUUCAAACCUUAGCACUGCCACUUCUGACCUCUGCCACAGUCACUAGAAGGUUGAUUUUGAUCAGCCUUUUGAAGAUAGGUCUGUUUCCUAAUUUAUCAUAGAAUUUUGGGUGUUGUGUGAGGCAAGUGCUGAAUUUGCCUUCUGUCUUGUACCAAACACAUCUGUAGAAGAUCUGUCCCACCCUUAGUGUUGAUGCACUAGGGGUUUUCAUACUAGUUUUGUAGAACCAUGUGUAUUUAUUUCUGUACAUAGGACUAAAACAAAACAAAGAAGUGUUAAGGUCUUUGUUGUGGUUUGACAUCAUUGCUGCUUUGGGGUAAAAUAGUGAUUCUAGAUUCCAAUUACUCUAUCUAUUCUGUCUUUAGAAAGCUGUGAUUGAGUGUGCAAUUAUUUGAAAAACAAUAGUAAAUUAAGAUAUCUGUAGUUUUUAAGGAAGAAACCUUCAGAAAGCUAUACAUUCUGUCUGUGUCUAUUUCGUGCAAUAAUUAAAUGAUAUGGGAAAACUAUAUUCAUAUUGGGAAUGAGUACAAUUUAAUAAUUCUCUUAACUCUGUUUUUCUGUCCAGAAGUUUUAUGGAAAUUACUCCCUUUAACUUGGUUCAGUUUUUAAGUUGAUUACUUCUCAGCUCUUAUCAGUGUAGUGAUUUACAGAUAUCUAAAACAUUAUCUGAAAAAAA